Messenger RNA from Camellia sinensis, 1536 nucleotides. The record is from RefSeq and is a predicted model, not a curated record. NCBI's taxonomy places the organism in Eukaryota, Viridiplantae, Streptophyta, Magnoliopsida, Ericales, Theaceae.
AUGACUCAGAACUAUAGAGCACUGCAACAACACUUGGAAGACCUAGUAGCAGCUGGGCACCUUCGGGAUUACAUUGAUCAGGAUAAGGAAGUGACCGAACCAGGGAACCCACUACCAGAACCAAAUAUUGAGCAUCCACCUCGGCUGAUAAUAAAUGUGAUACACGGGACGGCGACUCAGGAACUUGAGGAGACACUGAGAGAAGAGAUUGCUAAGGCUGUGCAAAUCCAACAAGUCAUGUCAGUGGAGCCCGCAUCGAAAAAGGUACGCGCGGUAUCCAAAUCCCCCUUAUGCACUGUUUCAUUUACUAGAAAGGAUUUAGAGGACAUACAACACCCACAUACUGAUGCACUGAUUAUAAAUGUGGGAAUUGGGAAACGAUUUGAUGUAAAACGAGUCCUGGUAGAUCAAGGUAGUGCAGCAGAUGUAUUGUAUUAUGAUUUGUUCAGAAAGUUUGGCCUCUCCGAGCCGCACCUCACCCCAGCGGCAGCCCCAUUGGUCGGUUUCAAUUCACAGCCAGAAUGGCCGCUUGGCAGAAUAGUGUUGCCAGUCGUGGCGGGAACAAAAACCCUCCAGAUAGAGUUCUUGGUUAUUAAUACACCAUCCCCUUACAAUGCCAUACUUGGUCGUCCGUGGAUUCAUCAAAUGGAGGCAAUCCUUUCAACCUUCCACCAGCUCAUCUGUUUCCCAACAGAACAUGGAGUAGAGCAGAUCUCAGGGGAUCAAGUUGCAUCCAAACAUUGCUUCAUAGCAGCAUUAAAAGAAAAACAGCUCUACAAUCGGGUACAGACAGUAGAAGUGGCCGAACAGCCAGUCUUGGAAGAUGUAGGGGGAGCUCCAGAGGAAAAAAUAGUAGAGGAAUUGGAGAGAGUCCUGGUAAAAGAGGAUGACCCAGAAAAGUACUUCCUUAUCGGGUUGGACCCAGAAUUUGCUUCAGCUCGGCCCAUUGUGCAGAAAAGCCGGAGAUCCUCAGUUGAUCACACCGAAGCAGUAAUUGCCGAAGUCGAAAAACUCUUGGCUUCAGGAGCAAUCAGAGAAGUUCACUUUCCUCUGCCUUGCAUUGAUCAACUAGUAGACUCAACAGCAGGGCAUGAGCGCAUGAGCUUUCUGGACGCUUAUAGCGGUUAUCAUCAGAUAUCACUGUUCGGUCCGGAUCAAGAAAAGACAACAUUUAUCACUCCGAGAGGAACUUACUGCUAUAAAGUGAUGUCGUUCGGCCUCAAGAACGCCGGAGCAACCUACCAGCGGAUGGUCACUCGGAUGUUCAAAGACCAACUGGGAAAAACCAUGGAAGCUUAUAUAGAUGAUAUGGUAGUCAAGAGCAAGUUCGCUACAGACCAUCUUACAGACUUGAGAGAAGUUUUCGACAUCUUAAAAAACCAUCAGCUUCGCCUCAAUGCCUCAAAAUGCACUUUUGGGGUAGGAACAGGGAAGUUCUUGGGGUAUAUGGUCACUCACAGAGGAAUUGAGGCGAAUUCGGACCAAAUAAAAGCAAUACAAGAUCUUGAAGUACCAACAAAGGCUAAGGAGCUGUAG